Molecule: messenger RNA, 1656 nt
Organism: Rhizopus microsporus ATCC 52813
Lineage: Eukaryota; Fungi; Mucoromycota; Mucoromycetes; Mucorales; Rhizopodaceae
Product: MFS general substrate transporter
Exons: 4
Coding region: 1-1656 (551 amino acids)
Biological process (GO): amino acid transmembrane export from vacuole
Source: RefSeq, a predicted model, not a curated record
AUGAAAAAGGAAAACGGUAUCUUUGCUAGUCCUUUUACUUCAACAGAUGUAGAAAUAGAUCCAACAACAAAAGAAGGCAAAGAAGUACUCUCUCAGCCUCCUGCUACCAAAUGGGAACUAUGGGGAUAUUACCUCUAUUAUAACGGAGAUAAUGGAUUUACUAUUAAUAGUUACAUGCCAAAUAUACUUCAAUCUCUCGCUUAUCUCGGAGGGUUCUAUCCUGCCACAGAUACCUCGCCUGCCAAACAAGGUUGUGAUAUUUAUAACCAAGACGAAGUAUGCUAUGUUUCUUGGAACGGAGGCAGUGUUCCCGUUGCAUCCAUGGUCUUGUAUUCUCAAGCAAUAGCCUUCGUGAUCCAAUUUGUUCUAUUUACUUCAUUUGGUAGCCUUGCAGAUUACGGUAAAUGGAAUAGGUACAUUCUCUUAAUUGCCACCGUUAUCGGCUGUGCUACUCAAAUACUUCCUAUCAUCUUUAUUUAUAACGAUGGAUCCAACUGGAAUGCCAUGAUGGCCAUCAUGAUCCUUGCUCUGAUCUCAUAUGGAACAUCGCUCGUAUUUUAUGCAGCUGCUUUCCCUACACUCAGUGAUAACUUACCAGUGGUCCGAAAGGCUCGAGCAGAUCCCAACUUGACAAGAGAUGAGAGACUAAUUAUUACUGAAAAAUGGAGAAAUCAUGUGUCUGCUGUGUCUACCAUCUUUUCAAACAUUGGUUUCUUGAUCAUGACAGGCAUCCUGUCUGGUGUAUCCUACAUUGCAUGGUCAAACUAUAAUUUCCCAGAAGAUACCCCGCAUUACCUUGGUAAUGCACCCAUAUUCAAUUAUAUAUCUACUGUUGUCUGCGGCGGUUUCUGGGUACUAAACGCCAUUCCUUACUUCCUUGCCAUUCCUACGGGUAGACAAGGCCCACCUCUUCCAAAGGACUCAAAUCACUUUACCAUCGGUUGGAAAUCAAUCUUUAGGGCCGCAAAGGAAGCAAAGAGACUCAAAUACCUAUUUUUAUAUAUUCUCUCUUACUUUAUGUUCUCAGAUGCUAUCUCGACAACAAAUCAAAUGAUCGCCAUCACGCAGGGUCAAAUCACAAGCUUUUCCGCUCAGCAAGUCACCAUUCUCAACCUCGCAUCAGCCGUGACAUCCAUUAUCGGCUGCUUCUUCUUCCUCUGGCUAUCAAAAAUAGGUGUCAGCACCAAGACCAACUUACUGAUCAUCGUCGGUCUCUCUGGUGUCGUCGCCGUCUGGGGAUGCUUUGGUAUAGGUCUUACUAAUUUUGGCAUCAGAACCAGCUGGGAGCUCUGGGUAUUCUAUGUUUGGACGGGUCUAUUUUCAGCCCCUAUUUGGGCAUGGCAGAAUACCAUGUUGGCUGAAUUGAUCCCUAAAGGCAAAGAAAACCUGUUCUUUGGCCUCUUUGGUGUCAUUAAUAAAGCCUCUUCCUGGAUCGGUCCUGCUAUCAUUGGUGCCAUCACUCAGUACACAACAAACCUCUGGAGAGGUUGGCCAUUUGUACUCGCCUUAUUUGUUGUUGCCAUGGUGAUCAUUUGGUUCAUCGAUGUUGACAAGGCUAAAUUGGAUAUUGCUAAAUACCUUGAAGAAGAAUCUGCAAAAGAGCAGCACGAAAACAGUACUGAGCUGAUCAUCAUUGACGAAAAGCAAGAGAUCUAA